AUGGGGCUCAUCCAAGCUGGCCUGCUGUCACUUGGUGCAGCAGUAGCACAGGCUUCUCUUCAAAUCGUACCCGGUGCAACAUGGACUGCUACCAACACGGGCAACCACAUCCAAGCCCACGGGAACGGCAUCACCAAAGUGGGCUCGACCUACUACAUGAUCGGCGAGGACAAGACCAACGGCUCGGCCUUCCAGAACAUUAACUGCUACUCGUCGGACAACCUGGUGGAAUGGACAUACGUUGGCGCUCUACUAUCGCAAACGGCCAGCGGAGACUUGGGCCCCAGUCGGGUAGUCGAACGACCCAAGGUCAUCUACAACGAGGCCAACGAACAGUACGUCUUGUAUAUGCACAUCGACGACAGCUCGUACAAAGAGGCCAAGGUCGGCGUGGCCACGAGCGACUCGGUUUGUGGCGAUUACACGUACCUGGGCAGCUGGCAGCCGUUGGGAUUCCAAAGUAGAGACUUGGGGUUGUUCCAGGAUGAUGAUGGGGCGGCUUAUUUGUUGACCGAGGAUAGGGAAAACGGGUUGCGUAUUGAUGCCCUUACAGACGACUAUCUCAACGUUACAGAGGCUGUUUAUCUAUGGGACAUUUCAAUUGAAGCACCUUCAAUUCUGAAGAAGGGUGACUACUACUUCAUGUUCGGGUCUUACCUGACUGGCUGGGAUCCCAAUGACAAUGUCUACAGCUACGCGACAUCCCUCUCGGGCCCUUGGUCAAACUGGGCUACCUUCGCCACCGUCGGCUCCAAGACCUACACCAGCCAAACAACUUACCUUCUCCCCUUCGGCGACGGUGCAAUCUACAUGGGCGACCGCUGGGUCUCAACGAACCUCAUGCGCAGCACCUACGUCUGGCUCCCCUUAACUAUCUCGGGCACCAGUAUCACCAUGCCCGACCGCGUCAACUGGGUCCCCAAUGUCAGCGCCGGUACGUGGUCCGCAGGACCAUCCGAGUCUCAACCUGAGGCCGAGUCUGCGGCCCUGUCUAGCGGCGCCGCUACAAUUUCCUGUUCAGGCUGUAGCGGAGCCGAGUCCGUUGGUAACAUCGGCGGCUCCAUGGACGGGGAAGUGACCUUUAGCGGGUUGAGCAGCUCCGCCGCCACGAGGAGCACCGUCAGAAUCAAGUAUGAGAACGGGGACACGGCUCAGCGCCACGCGAAUGUCAUCGUUAAUGGCGUCAGCCAAGUCGUGGCGUUCCUGCCAACGGCAAAUGGGCAGACGCCUGGGAGUAGCACCCUGCAUUGCGAUUUGUUAGCAGGUACGGGGAAUACGAUUACUAUUGCUGGGUUGGGGGAUGGGACGUAUGGACCGGACGUUGAUCGGAUUAUGGUACCGAAUACUUAA
Molecule: messenger RNA, 1350 nt
Organism: Pseudomassariella vexata
Lineage: Eukaryota; Fungi; Ascomycota; Sordariomycetes; Amphisphaeriales; Pseudomassariaceae
Product: galactan 1,3-beta-galactosidase
Exons: 4
Coding region: 1-1350 (449 amino acids)
Biological process (GO): carbohydrate metabolic process
Molecular function (GO): hydrolase activity, hydrolyzing O-glycosyl compounds
Source: RefSeq, a predicted model, not a curated record